This is a messenger RNA of Dendroctonus ponderosae (mountain pine beetle), 2061 nucleotides long. RefSeq names its product lysosomal alpha-mannosidase-like. Gene Ontology annotation, cellular component: lysosome. Gene Ontology annotation, biological process: mannose metabolic process. Gene Ontology annotation, molecular function: alpha-mannosidase activity. Lineage: Eukaryota; Metazoa; Arthropoda; Insecta; Coleoptera; Curculionidae. The record is from RefSeq and is a predicted model, not a curated record.
AACAUCCAUCUGGUUCCCCACAGUCACGACGAUUUGGGAUGGCUAAAGACCUUCGAGCAGUACUACUAUGGCUCUCACGACAACGUGCAGCGAGCCGGCGUCCAAUACAUCAUCAGCAGUGUGGUCGAUGCGUUGAAGAGCAACAAGGACAGAAGGUUCAUCUACGUGGAAACUGGAUACUUCUGGAAAUGGUGGACCAACCAAGAAGAAGACGUGAGAAGCGAUGUUCGCCAGCUCGUAAACAAUGGCCAGUUGGAGUUCAUCAGCGGCGGCUGGUCGAUGAACGACGAAGCCACCACUUACUAUCAAGACACCAUCGACCAGAUGACUUGGGGCUUGAGACGACUGAAUGACACAUUUGGAGAGUGCGGCCGCCCACGGGUUGCGUGGCAAAUCGACCCGUUCGGGCACAGCAGGGAGAUGGCGUCGAUUUUUGCGCAAAUCGGCUUCGACGGCUUCUUCUUGAACAGAAUCGACUCUCAAGACCUGCAGAUCCGAAGGACCAACAAGCAGAUGGAGUUCGUCUGGCGAGGCAGCCCGGAUAAUCUCGGAGAAUCCACCGAUAUUUACAGCAACGUUCUGUUCCGGCACUACAGCGCCCCUUCGGGGCUUUGCUUCGAUGUGAACUGCGCGGACGAGCCAAUAAUUGACGAUCCAGAGAGCCCCGAGUACAACGUGGAGAACAAAGUGAGGAACUUCAUUAGCGACUGGAUAACUCCGGCCAGGAGCGGCUACGCCUCCGACAACAUUCUAGUGCCGAUGGGGGACGACUUCCAAUAUCAGGCUGCCGGCAAAAACUUCGCCAAUAUCGACAAACUCAUCAGGUACAUGAGCGGAAAGGAAAUCGAGGGCGUCAAGUACAACGUGAUCUACUCCACGCCCUCCUGCUACCUAAAUGCUGUCUACGAAGCAACCAAUGGGGUUUUGGACGUUCCCUUGAAGACUGACGACUUCUUCCCAUACGGAUCAUCAGACCACACCUACUGGUCGGGCUAUUUUACAUCGAGGCCAACCGGCAAAGGCUACAACAGGUUCAGCAACAAUUUCCUGCAGGUCUGCAAACAACUGAGCGUCCUGACGGACGCCACCUCUGAUGAGGACACUGCCAAGCUGAACACUUUACGGGAAGCUCUGGGAGUGUUCCAGCAUCACGAUGGCAUCACAGGCACUGAAAAGGAAAACGUCGCUCACGACUAUAUUCAUCUGCUCCACAAGGGCAUCACCGAAUGCGAGGACAUCACCAGUCAAGCGCUAGCGUAAGCUCAAAUAGACUCAUCUCUUGUCUUGUCUGAAGACCAACUUUGUACGACAAAGUUGAAUUUCACAAAAAAACUUCAGUCAGAAAACUUCCUAAAUUCGAACAAAAACGACGAUUUUGAGCUGAAAAGAUCCUUAUCGCGUUUAGUUAGCGAGAAAGACACGUUUGUGAUGUUUAGACCAACUUUGUACGACAAAGUUAAAUUUCAGAAAAAACCUUCAGUCAGGAAACUUCCUAAAUUCUAACAAAAACAACGAUUUUUAGCUGAAAAGAUACUUAGCGGAUUUAGUUAGCGAGAAAGACACGUUUGUGAUGUUUAGACCAACUUUGUACUACAAAGUUAAAUUUCAGAAAAAACCUUCAGUCAGGAAACUUCCUAAAUUCUAACAAAAACAACGAUUUUUAGCUGAAAAGAUACUUAGCGGGUUUAGUUAGCGAGAAAGACACGUUUGUGAUGUUUAGACCAACUUUGUACGACAAAGUUAAAUUUCCGAAGAGAAACCAGCUGAAAAACAAAUUUGCCCAAAACUUCCUAAAUUUCAACAAAAACGACGAUUUUGCGGUGAAAAGAUCCUUAGCGCGCUUAGUUAGUGAUAAAGACACGUUUGUAAUGUUUAGACCAACUUUGUACGACAAAGUUAAAUUUCCGAAGAGAAACCAGCUGAAAAACAAAUUUGCGCAAAACUUCCUAAAUUUCAACAAAAACGACGAUUUUGAGCUGAAAAGAUACUAAGCGCGUUUAGUUAGCGAGGAAAACCCCUUUGUGAUGUUUAGACCAACUUUGUACGACAAAGUUAAAUUUC